Messenger RNA from Trichoderma atroviride IMI 206040, 1081 nucleotides. NCBI's taxonomy places the organism in Eukaryota, Fungi, Ascomycota, Sordariomycetes, Hypocreales, Hypocreaceae. The record is from RefSeq and is a predicted model, not a curated record.
AUCGCCACAGGCGAGGCGAGGCGAGGUGAGAUGAGGUGGAUGAUGAGAGGCGAGCUUCGCGGUUUGGGGCUAGUUUUUGGCCCUUUUCCCUGGGGAUUUUUCUGGCUUGGACCUCGACGACUACCCCGUAAAGCACAUGCAAGCACCUGCGUGUCUAUGUAUCCCAGGGGGGUUCGUUGGUCGCAUUUGCCCAGAGUCAGCAGUGGAUGGGCCCAUCUUUGCGACUGAUGGCAUCCCUAACGCUGUUCUUCAUGAUCGAUGGUGGCGAGACCUGGGGAUAUCAGAGCAUAUCGCCAACGACCACAGCAGCCGCCAGAAAUACUUAAGAACGCAGAUUCCCCGGGGACGAGAUGCGAGAGGAUCGCGGAGAAGGGGAGCCGCCGCAACGAGGUUUGCGAGAAUGGCGCCGGCGCAGAGGCAGAGGCCGUCACCAUCGCCUGAUCUGACUGUUUGGCCACUUUUUAUUAUAUUCCCCGAAGGGCCAAAGUCGUGCCACCCCUUGGCCUAACCGGGUAGCAAUAAGCUGCGAUACCGAGGCGCCGAGCGCGGGAGGGCGGGUGGCCAAUCAGAAGCCGGAGGCGGCGCCUCUGCUGCUCCCUUGGCCCUGCGCAUCGUACGAUGUCUGGAUCUCUGGCCAGCCGUUUGUCGUUUUUCUUCGCACAUGCAUGGCAUCCAUCCAUGGCGCAGGGUCCCCUCUUCCAGCAAAGAGGAGCCCCAGAAGCGGCGUCUGGACCGCCCGGCGCCUCGUUGGCUGCCCCUCCGCGCAGCAAAAGUCAGGCCAUUUUCGUCGACGGCCACAGCAGCUGCGAAAAGGCUAUCUUGGGGGCACUCGCAAUUCAGAAUUUUCCGCCGCGCUGCUGCAAUUCGCCAUCUGCCUGGCGCAUACCCGCAGUGACAGGUCAUGUUGGCUCACUCUGCAGCGCCUCGAUCCCGGCUCUCGCCGAGCACAAGGUCGCUCGCGGGCAGUUGAGGCCACAGGCCACAGGGUCCAGCUGCUGGCUAUGGCUCCAGAGCAGCUCCGUAGGGGACCUGUAGGGGAUCUAUAGGGCAGAGCCGGGAGCCAGAGCCACGGGAAGCGCCC